AUGGCAGCUUUUCACCACCAUCAUCAUCACCACCAUCCGAGCGCGGACCUGCGGCGGCUCUUCCAUCGACUCACCAUCGCGUCCUCUCUGAGCAUCCUCUGCUUCUCCCUGGUAUAUCUCCUCACCGGAUGCUGCGAGUCGGAGCUUGCAGAAAACUCUGAGAUCAAGUCACCCACGCGCGAAUUCCUCGCGUCGGGGUCAGGAUGGUCGUACGAGAGAAACGGAACCAACGUGGCCAAGGAAAUUACUACCGCGGUUGGCGAAGGCGCGUUCAGCGGUCAUCCCGGGCUGGAGCCAAACAGCUCGGCCAAAGACUGGACAGCCACUCGGAGGUUACCCCAGGCUCUGAUCAUAGGGGUUAAAAAGGGAGGCACCAGGGCGCUGCUGGAGUUCCUCCGGCUCCACCCGGACAUCCGCGCCCUGGGGUCGGAGCCGCACUUCUUUGACCGGCAUUACGCACGGGGACUUGACUGGUACAGAAGUAUGAUGCCCAAAGCCCUGGAUGGCCAGAUUGUCAUGGAGAAGACACCUCGUUACUUUGUUGCUGCUGAAACGCCAGCUCGAAUCUACGCUAUGUCGCAGGAUGUGAAGCUGAUUGUUGUUGUCCGUGACCCCGUGACCAGAGCCAUAUCUGACUACACACAGAUCAUCUCCAAGACCCCCGACAUCCCUCCCUUUGAGAGUCUGGCCUUCAAGAACCGCACCACAGGUCAGAUCGACUCUCUGUGGAGCCCGCUGUGGAUCGGCCUCUAUGCCCAGCACCUGGAGCGCUGGCUGGCCUGGUUCCCCAGGACACAGAUCCAUCUGGUCAGCGGGGAGAGGCUCAUAUCCGACCCAGCCGGAGAACUGGGCAAAGUCCAGGACUUUCUGGGUCUCCAGAGGAUCGUCACGGACAAGCACUUCUACUUUAACAAAACGAAAGGCUUCCCCUGCCUGAAGAAGCCGGAGGGCAGCAGUAAACCUCACUGCCUGGGGAAGACAAAAGGGAGGACGCACGCUUCCAUCGACCCGGAGGUGAUGCAGAGACUGAGGGAUUUCUACAAGUCACAUAACCAGCGCUUCUAUCAGAUGGUGGGCCAGGACUUUGGAUGGCAGUGA
Messenger RNA from Plectropomus leopardus (leopard coralgrouper), 1098 nucleotides. RefSeq names its product heparan sulfate (glucosamine) 3-O-sulfotransferase 3-like (gene hs3st3l). The record is from RefSeq and is a predicted model, not a curated record. Gene Ontology annotation, molecular function: [heparan sulfate]-glucosamine 3-sulfotransferase activity. NCBI's taxonomy places the organism in Eukaryota, Metazoa, Chordata, Actinopteri, Perciformes, Serranidae.